Bombus huntii is the source of this 2701-nucleotide messenger RNA. RefSeq lists its product as uncharacterized. Gene Ontology annotation, cellular component: extracellular region. NCBI's taxonomy places the organism in Eukaryota, Metazoa, Arthropoda, Insecta, Hymenoptera, Apidae. Gene Ontology annotation, molecular function: selenium binding. The coding region runs from base 456 to 2591 and encodes 711 amino acids. The transcript is spliced from 9 exons. Gene Ontology annotation, biological process: selenium compound metabolic process. The record is from RefSeq and is a predicted model, not a curated record.
UCCGGUACUCUUAACCGAGGACAUGUUAUAACUAUGAAAUAAGAAGAACGAUUGAAUAUUUGAAAUGCGAAAGAAAUGCUGUUGAAGUAUUUGUUUUGAAGAUUUGUUUGUAAUAAAGGCUGGAAAGAAUAAUAGAACCAUUAGGAUAUCAUGGAAUCACAAAAAGAUACUUUACCUUAUCUAAGAAACUUAAAUCUCAACUAUUAUACGAAAUUUAAUUAUCAAAUUCUGUCAUUAAUGACUAAUGAACUAGCGAUAGAUACGACAUGAAAUAGUUAGGAAUAGCAGAUUUAACGUAAUUGCCUUCUUUUGCUUUUGAAAUACGGACGAAGUUCUUCGCAAUCUUGUUUCAAUAAUUCUAUCAUUUCAAACUUCACUGUAAACGAGCAUAAUAUUUUUGGACAACUUUUAAAGAAUUUAGGCAUUCAUUUACAUUAAGAAGAAAAGUAAAAAUAAUGGAUCCACGGUCCAAAAAGCCUCACGAUUUUGUAGCAACCUAUAAAAAUUUAACCGAGGAAAUUCACAAGAGAAACCGCUUACGUAUAAAAUGGUUUCAGAAGUAUGAAUGGUUAUUAGAUGAACACAAGAAAUUACAGAAAGAAUUAGAGAAAUUGUGCGAAGAAAAGCAAACGGUUAUUGCCACGGAAACGUUCGAGCGAAAAGAGGGAAAAACUUGUUUGCCAGCUCCGAUUACUACUAGUGGCGAGUCGAUGAAACGAUCUUCUCCGACGAUUUCUGGCUCGUCAAAGAUUCCUGGACACGGUUCUGUGGAAGAAAGUGAACGAAUAAUUAUGUCGAUCUCGAUUGUGAUCACUGUAAUGAUGAUGAUGAUGAUGAUGAUAGUCGGAAGUUGCGGAGCUUACGAGAAGGAUAGAGUCCUCCGGUUGUUGGAUAUCCCCCGUCAUUUCCGCCAAUCGAAGGAACCACGAGAGAAUCGAGGACAAAUCGAGCAAUGUCGUGCCACGAAUCUCCGGAAGGAACAGUUGGGACACGUGAACGUGUUCGCGUUUUUGGAUCCCUCCUGGUACUACAGCUACAGGCAAGCAAUCAUGUUGGGAUUAUUGAAGAAGCGAUUAGACAAGUCCGGUUUUUCGAAUAUCUUGUUCUUCAUGGUGACGCCGCCGUCAGAUUUGCCGGAAGACAGCACGGAGAACAAUAUAGAGAUAAAAGCGUGGAGGGAAAUAUCUAAAAAUAUACAGGAGUCCGAGUACUUCUUCGACUUAGAAGAAUCGUUGUUCGCUGACGUUGAGAACAAGAAAAAGGACAUAAUUUUUCUUCAAGACACUUCCGAGUUGGGUAUCUGGAAAAGUUUUCAUGCAUCGAAAGACGAAGUAAUCAUUAUCGAUCGCUGCGGUAAAGUAACUUAUCAGAUCAUAGUACCCUGGAGUAUACUAUACUUCCCUUACGUUAAAGCGGCCAUUCUUUCCACGUACAACGAUGAUCCGUGUGGUCCUUGCCAUGAACAAUCAACGAUAGCACGCGAUUCAGUGGAAUACGAGGAAUACCUUUUAAAAGCUAUCAAUUCAGAUGAAAUAAAGAUAGAUAAAAAUCUUGAUACGCGUACAGAAAGAGUAUUUACCGAUUUAAAGACUAGCAAUAUAUCCUCAGAGGAAUUAAAAGAAAUUGAAGAUGAUAAAAAUACCAGUACCGUCGUUCCUUUUAAUCCAAGCAAUAAUGGAAGUAGGGUUUAUGAUAUCACAACUGAGUCGUCAACGGUACGGACUACAGAAAAUAUGAAAAACGAUGACAAUGUACGAGACAACAUUCUUUUUACCGAUAAGAAUAUUGAAAUAACUUCUGAAAUACCAUUGGAACAAGAACAAACUCAGAUACCGACUAUAAUAUCAAACUUCGCGACGACCGAAGUAUACAGUGAAGAGCAAGAUUGCAUCUUUUCCAAUAAGCACGUAAAUGGUAAUAACAACUUUUCCACGAGUAACGAUUCAAAUACUGAUUUAACAAGAAAUCACGAAGACCUUCAAAUUGAAUCAAAUAUUAGUUUGGAAGAUGUGAAAAUGAAAGAACAAGAAGUAAGUAAGAAUAAUGAGCCACAAAGUCCAAACGACGAGAAUAUGCCUUUACGUAUUAUAUUAUACGCUCCGCAUUUACAUGAAGAAAAUGGAACAUUUAAAAAAUAUACGCACUUAGUUCUAAAAACAGGAAGUCCUGAUUAUCAUGAUCAUUUUAAUAGUAAAAGUACAACUUCUGAUCAAGAGCCAGCAGCAUUAAAAAGGUCAGAAUCAACGAUAUUAGACGAUAAAACGUUGGCUCAAUUCGUGCACAGUGUAGACGAGAGCCCAGGAGUAUAUGGAGAAAUAGCAGAUUAUUGGCAAACUAUCGACGGAGAUGAACUCAAUAAUAAAGACGAAAAUACAGAGUAUACAGAUUACGACUACGCUACGGCAGAGGAUACAGAAAGUAAUACUAAUGAUGCUUUCGAUAAUGAAAGCAGUGUAUUAAAACCAAGCGAUAUCGAUUCAACUGAUUCAGACAUGAAUAUUACAAAUAACAAUGAUUUGGAUGAUUUUAUGCAACGAAGAUUAAUCGAGCAUUAUAAUAAAUUAUCAACAUGGAUUUACUAUAUCAUUUGACAAAUCAAUCACACUUAUGACAAAUAGAGUAUCGUAAAAACAUGUCUACACAAAUAAUCAUAAAGUUGUAUAGUUGUAAAAUAGAAACGGAAAUGAAUCUCUUAUUUAUA